CAAAUCAGGCCAUCAGGAAUACCGGAACGAUGGAAGAAAAUAAAGACGCCAGUUUACUGGUCGUCGUACUGGACACAAAUCCAUCACAACAAAUAAUACGUACUAAUCCGCACCACCUGACACAAUGUUUGGACUCGAUUGUCGCUUUUGCAAACGCACAUUUAAUGCAGAAGGCCCAGAACAAAUUGGCAGUUCUUGCUUGCCACCAUCACGCCACGGAAUUUCUUUAUCCCACUCCGGGAAAACCACUGGAAAUCCGGCAGGUUGAUGGUCAGUUCGAAGUUUUUACGUUGGUAGAAAAGACAAUCAAACAAAAGCUGGCCAGAGUAAUCAACGAAGCCCCGCGAUUAACCACUCCGGCAGAAUCUCUUCUGGCGGGCAGUAUGGCCAUGGCAUUAUGUUAUAUAGCAAGGGUCAUUCGAAAUAAACCGGCUGGCGUGAAAAUCAAUGCGCGCAUUUUGGUAGUAACCGGCAGCAACGAGUGUGCUUCUCAGUACAUGACCUAUAUGAACGUGUUUUUCACUGCUCAGAAGCAAGGCGUAACGCUGGACGUUUGUGCCUUGGAUAAACCAUUAAGUUUGCUACAGCAAGGAUGCGACAUUACCGGAGGUCAAUAUUUGAAACUGCCCCAGCUGGAUGGAUUCCUACAGUAUUUACUGUGGGUUUUUCUACCCGAUCCGCAAAUGCGCUGCAAAUUGGUGCUUCCACCUCCGGUGAAAAUAGACUACCGGGCGGCGUGUUUCUGCCACCGUGAGCUGAUUGACAUUGGUUACGUGUGCUCUGUGUGUCUAUCGAUAUUUUGCAAAUUUAGCCCAAUUUGCACAACUUGCCACACCGUUUUCAAGGCACCAGCACCGAUAGCAACCAAGCCGAAGAAAAAGAAAAUGAAAACGUAGAACUUUCGUUUAUAUUACAAUAUUUAAAAUAUAAUAAGGUUCACAUUCUAACUGUUUCGCACUAAUUUACAAAAAUACAUUGGUCCAAAGUUUGUCGGCAGGAACGGUAGCACCAAUUGUCCGUACUUUAGGGUGUUUGGCGGGGCGAAUUUAAAGACGUCAGAAAAGGGUCGCAUAACUAAGCUGAGAUCCCUGUAAGAUAAAUAAUUAACAAUACAGAAUGGUUUUUAAGCUUAUUUGUUACGUUAAGAUAUGAAACUUGUAAUGUCAACACUCAACCUGCUUUAAUGAAUUAUUUCGAAUUUAUCUGGUUUAAGCUUACCUAACUGUGA
Molecule: messenger RNA, 1228 nt
Organism: Sabethes cyaneus
Lineage: Eukaryota; Metazoa; Arthropoda; Insecta; Diptera; Culicidae
Gene: Tfb4
Product: general transcription factor IIH subunit 3
Exons: 6
Coding region: 30-896 (288 amino acids)
Biological process (GO): nucleotide-excision repair; regulation of DNA-templated transcription
Cellular component (GO): transcription factor TFIIH core complex; transcription factor TFIIH holo complex
Source: RefSeq, a predicted model, not a curated record